Messenger RNA from Paramecium octaurelia, 2368 nucleotides. The record is from the annotation of a GenBank genome assembly. NCBI's taxonomy places the organism in Eukaryota, Ciliophora, Oligohymenophorea, Peniculida, Parameciidae.
AUGAACAACAAUGACCCAAGUGAUCCUGGAGGUACAUAUAUUGCCAUUCCCUAUUCCCAAUUAGAUUCAUCAGGAGAUGACGACUUCGUGGAAGAGAAGCCACUGGAACCCAGACCCUACAAGACAGAUCAUGAAGAUGAAACUAUUUAGGUAAAUUGACAUUUCUAAUGAUUUCAUCAAGGAAAUCCAAUCUUUUACUGUGAAAGACAGACCACUCAUCAAGAUGCAGUUUAUUAAAAAGAGAAAAGAAUUUGGGUAAAUGCUUCACAAUAAGCAUUUAGUUUGACUUUCAAAUUUAGUGAUUAAGAGACAUCUGAGAGAACAGGUGAGAUCAAGGCUCUCGAGAAGGAUCCCCUUCAACUCGUCAAAAACAAGGUUAUUGAGAUGGGCAUACAAGGAUGUAACCCAUUCCAAGACGCCAGUUCUCAGACUGUCUGGAAUAGAAAAAUUAAUAAGGCCUUGCAAGUUGAUGAAGGGGAUGAGAGAUAAGAAUAGCCAGACGAAGACUUUAAACUUCUUAAAUUCUUGGAGACAGUUUAUCCACUUAUGGAGGAAGCGUUGUAAUCGAAUGAAACCAUUGAUAUAUAUUAAGACGAUUUCAAUGUUUUGCCACUCUCAGAACAAAAUGGAGGUAUCAUAAAAUCACUAUCCCAAUCCUAGAUUAAAAUGCUGAACUUACUAAUGUGAUCAAAGAAAUCAAAAGUUUCAGUUACUUAAAUUGUAAAGGCAAAAAAAUACAAUGCAUACAAUUCCAACCCACCAGUUAAGCCAUCAAAUCCAAAUAUAUCGUUGCAGAAUCCUUCGUCGAAAACCUCCUCUUUGAAGAAAGAGCCAUCUAUCAAUUGAAAUCCCACAAAUCCCUCAUAGUAUUCUGGGAUUUCGAAGACAUCCAUUCAAUUGAACCAGUGCUCCUAUUGCAAUCUCCCCUUGAGAUCCUCUCUUUUGAAUUCAAUCCCAAAGAUCCCAACAUAAUCGUUGGCGGCACUAUCAAUGGCUAAGUGAUGUUAUGGGAUCUCAGUGGCACAGCACUCUCUGUGUUUGCAUCCAAAAAAACCUAAAAAACUAAAUAAGAACGAAGUAUUCAUCAAAUUCUCACUAUUUUAAGAUGAAAUUCAAGAACUUCAACCUAAAAUGGUAUCGGCAUUACAAGAUCCUGCAUCAUAUUAGGCUGGCUCAUCCAAUGAAGUCUUGAGAAAGCAAGUUGCAUCUCACAAGAAUUUUGUUUUGGCUGUGAAAUGGUUCCCCAUUGGAAUGGAAUUUGAUAAGAAACACUUCAACCAUCUUAUACUGACAUCCUCUCAAGAAACCUAUCAAUUUGCAAGUAUUAGUUCAGAUGGAUAAAUUCUCUUUUGGGACACCAGAUUGAUAGACAAGGAUAGCAAAAAGACUCAAUAAGAUGUAUUAAUCAUUUUCUCAUUUCAACUAGAUUUCUACUAUUCCUUGGAAAGCCACCUAUGGAAUAUAGUUGUAUAGACCAGAAGGAGGAGGAAUGAUGAGCGGCGGAUAAAUAUAAUUCAGGAAAAGUAAUUUCUCAAUUUAAUGCCAAUAGAUUAAAAAACUCCAACUUUAUCAGGCACAUCAGAUGAAGGGGAAGUCUUCAUUAUGGAUUGGGGAGAAAAACAAGGAGAAGAGGGAUAAAAGAAUUAAUUGGUAUCUUCAAUUUGGUAAUAAUAACGAAGUAUGAGACCACCUAUUGCUCUGGAUGUAAGUCCAUUCUUUGAAGAUGUUCUACUAACUUUGCAUGAUUUCAAUUUUUGUGUUUGGAAGCACAAUGUUACUUUUCCAAUUUUUGAAAGUCUAAUCAUGAAAGGAGCCCAUAUCACUUGUGGAGGAUUCUCUCCGUAUCGUGCUGGUGUCAUUAUUGUAGGGAAAACCGAUGGUAAUUUGGAUGUUUGGGAUAUGUUGGAUUAAUCUCAUAAAUGGACUAUUCAAUUCUAGGUGGUAGCAUGUGCUAUUACAUCAUUAAAAUUCAAUGAUAACAUGGCUCAUAUUGUGGCCAUUGGUGAUUCAGAUGGUACUUUACAUUUACUUGAAUUUCCUUAAAGUUUGUGUAAAGAUUAAGGAAAUGAAGUCAAAGCUAUGAGAUUAUUCUGGGAAAGAGAGGUCAAAAGAGUAAAUUACUAUUCCGAAAGAUUCAAAAUCAGAGAAUAAUAAGCAAAAUAACAAAAUGAAAAAGAAAUUCAAGCUUAGCCUGCCAAAGAAACAAAACAAUCUGGUGAUGUAUAUUUAUUCUUAUCAUCAAAUAGACCAAGGUUCUAGAUGAAAUAGCCAACUUUGAAAAUGAAUACUAAAAAUUCAAAGAUGCUUUAUUGGGGAUUGGUCCCAAACCUGAGGAUGAAAAGGGUGCUGCCAAAGGUAAGAAAUGAAC